AGAUGAUUCUGGAACUCGCAGGAUUUAAACAACAAAGUUAUUAUUUUUAUUAUUAUUGGUCUUAUUAGCGAAUCCAUAACUGCACAGCUUGUUUCUGCCAAACAAAAAAAAUAAUAAUGGUGGUGAUUGAGCCAGAAGAAGACGAACAGACCUUACUCAGUAAUCCUCCAAAGCCAAAAACAAUUCCAUCGUCAUCGUCGAGCAAAGACGCUGAAAGUACUUCUCCGGUGGCGGUGGCGGCGGAGGCGGAAGAUACGAAUGUGAACGUGAACGACUCUGAUGGGUUCGAAACAGCAAGCGAACGAGAAGUGAGCGAUAACGAAGAAAUCAUCAAUGAAGAUACUCCUCAACGACCAGAACCACAGCCACAGCCAGCAUCACCACAGGAAGCGAACGCGGACUCUAGUGUAAACGACGACGAAUUGCAACAGAAAACUUUAUUACAAGCUAAUGAUGCUAAAUUGGAAGGCAAUAGAUUGUUUGGAGAUGGGCAGUAUGAGGAGGCAUUAUUAAAAUAUGAUGCUGCAUUACAAGUUGCAUUGGACGUGCCUUCGUUUGUAGAGUUGCGUUCCAUGUGCCAUGCAAAUCGUGCUGUAUGCUUCUUGAAAUUGGGAAAGUACGAAGACACAAUCAAGGAAUGUACAAAGGCCCUAGAACUAACUCCUUCCUACAUGAAAGCUCUGCUCAGGAGAGGAGAAGCUCAUGAAAAGCUUGAACACUUUGAGGAGGCAAUAGCUGAUAUGAAAAAAAUCUUGGAAUUGGAUCCUUCAAAUGACCAAGCUAAGAAAGCCAUUCACCGCUUGGAACCGUUGGCUGCAGAAAAGCGAGAAAAAAUGAAGGAGGAAAUGAUUGGAAAGCUGAAAGAAUUGGGAAACUCUGUGCUAGGCCGAUUUGGUAUGAGUGUUGACAACUUCAAAGCAGUUAAAGAUCCAAACACUGGUUCAUAUUCUAUUUCAUUCCAACGUUAGUUUUGUAAUAUGAGAUCCCUGGCCUACAUUUUUAUCCUUGGCAGAAACAAUGUGAGAAAAAUGAAAGUUGUCCAAUGGAAUGACAUAUCAAUUUGCUAUGUUUUGCUGCAGAGCCAACGGAUAGUGCACAAGCAAAAUUUUAAGUUAAUAGUGUGAGGUUGCUUUUGGAUGACUGAAUUUGAAAUUUAACAUUUAAAAUUUUAUUA
Messenger RNA from Hevea brasiliensis (rubber tree), 1174 nucleotides. RefSeq lists its product as uncharacterized. Bases 117 to 968 code for a protein of 283 amino acids. NCBI's taxonomy places the organism in Eukaryota, Viridiplantae, Streptophyta, Magnoliopsida, Malpighiales, Euphorbiaceae. The record is from RefSeq and is a predicted model, not a curated record. Gene Ontology annotation, molecular function: protein binding. The transcript is spliced from 5 exons.